This is a messenger RNA of Mya arenaria, 1936 nucleotides long. Its product is annotated as transmembrane emp24 domain-containing protein 2-like. The record is from RefSeq and is a predicted model, not a curated record. Gene Ontology annotation, cellular component: endoplasmic reticulum-Golgi intermediate compartment; endoplasmic reticulum; COPII-coated ER to Golgi transport vesicle. The transcript is spliced from 4 exons. Bases 84 to 701 code for a protein of 205 amino acids. Lineage: Eukaryota; Metazoa; Mollusca; Bivalvia; Myida; Myidae. Gene Ontology annotation, biological process: endoplasmic reticulum to Golgi vesicle-mediated transport; Golgi organization; intracellular protein transport.
UGCGCAUGCCCAAACAUACUUUACGUGGCAUGAGAGACGAAACAGUGGAAACGUAAACAAAAUAUCAAAAACCUACUCGCACAAUGGGGCUGCAUAACUGUUUCUCGGCAGUUAUUAUUUUAAUAUCAUUUAUAGCAUACUCUGAAUGUUACUUUGUAAACAUUGAUGCCAAUGCUGAAGAAUGUUUCUUUGACAAAGUAACGUCUGGUACGAAAAUGAGUUUGAUGUUUGAGGUCGCCGAGGGUGGAUUUCUCGACAUCGACGUGAACAUCUUUGGUCCAGACGAUAAAGUAAUCCAUUCAGUUGAAAGAGAAUCAAGUGGGAAGUACACAUUUGCAGCCCAUAUGGACGGUGCUUACAAGUACUGCUUCAGCAACAAGAUGUCCACUAUGACACCUAAGAUUGUUAUGUUCACAGUUGAUGUUGGUGAUAAGCCAAAACAGGAGCCUGGCGAGUUGGAGGGAGAUGAACACCAGAACAAACUUGCUGAGAUGAUAAAUGAGCUGUCCAAUGGGCUGACUGGAGUAAAACAUGAACAAGAAUAUAUGGAAGUUAGGGAAAGAAUUCACAGAGCAAUCAAUGACAACACAAACUCCAGAGUGGUUUUAUGGUCCUUUUUUGAAGCCCUGGUUUUAGUAGCUAUGACAUUAGGACAGGUUUACUAUCUUAAGAGAUUCUUUGAAGUGCGACGAGUAGUGUAGCAUUCUAGCAACAUCAUAGGACGUUUAUCAAUUAUACCAGGAAUGUUCGUCUGCAAAUAGCAAAAUGUGUUAAUUUGUCUCCAGCAUACAUGAUGAUAGCUAUUUGGACAAAUUUUGGAAAUAUAGGUAUUUUAGUUUUAAGGAAUUUGAUUUACUACAUUAAGAGUUCAAAUGAUCAGGAAUUUGGAAAUAAGUUCGUGACAAAAUACAACUGUGCCUUUAGAAACGAGAGACAUUGACUACUGGGAAGUUUGUAUUCAUCAAUCAUGCAAACUAUGUAUGCCAUAUCUGAGUAUAAGAUUUAGAAACAGUGAUUUUGUGUUAAGAUGAUGUAAUUUGUUCUUGAAAACCCCACUUAAUUGUGUGGUAAAGCCAUACAUCCAUUUUCAGUUUGUAACUCUGACAGAAUCUUCUGAAAUUCUUCCCUCUGUAUGCUUGAAUCAUUUUAUGUGUGAUAUUUAUUGACUGAGGUAUGUUAUUACAUAUGUAUCAUCCAAUAGUGUUAAGUAAGUCAAACUAGUAAUGAAUGCACAUUUCAAAAAUGAAAAAAUAAUUUUAUUAAAUCUCGUCUUCUUUUUCUGUUUGGUUUAGUAAGAUCUGUGUUGUUGUCUAUGACAAAGGAAUGUUAAGGGUAAAUGAGAGAAAUAAUAUAACAGUGUUUUAUUGUAUAAUAUUGUGAAAGUAGGAGUAAGUCUUCUUUUGGGCUAUUUAUUACAUAAAGUUAAAUUCAUUUAUGCAAUAUUGUGUAAAAAGAGAUGCUAACUGUAAAGAGUGUAUUUUUUUUUGUUUUUAUAUAUUCUUAUUUGUUUGAUUUUCUGUAUAACUAUGUUUUGAAAAUUGUAUUUUACAUUAAUGUAAGUUUUGUACAUAAUAUUCAUGGCUUAUUUAUGUAUGCAAACUCAAUCCUAUCUCGCCUGAUAUUUUCAGAACAAUGGUUACAGUAUACUUCAAAAUUUCUUGGUGACUUUUAUUUCAAGUAUUAUCAUUUGUCCAAUAUUUUUAAUAGUUAACUUACAAAUGGGAAACAAUUACUAAUUACUAUGUAGUGGUUAAACAUGUUAACUUUCAUAUCAAGUGCUUACCCGAUGUUUGCAAAUUAUUCAUCAUGUACAAUCAGAAAGAACCUAUUUGUAAAAAAAUGUUGCUUCAAAUAUUUCGUCAUAAUAAAGGCUCACUUUUUAUGAUCUUCCUUUUAUGAAAAUAAAGGUGAUUUUAAAUAAAUGGUAAAAUCCUGA